This is a messenger RNA of Schistosoma mattheei, 1957 nucleotides long. Lineage: Eukaryota; Metazoa; Platyhelminthes; Trematoda; Strigeidida; Schistosomatidae. The record is from the annotation of a GenBank genome assembly.
AUGAUUAAUUCAAUAUUAAUAAUGAUUAUUGUAUCUUCGAAUAUAUACAUCAAUUGUAUUUCUAUAUCAAAUAAUAUAUGGACAUUGAAACAAAAUACCGGUUCAUUUCAAUCACAAAAUCAAGUACAAACAUUUAAUACAAGUGGAUAUUCAAUUCAAAAACAAAGUCAAACACAAUCAUUUAUUAACACUUAUAACAAUGGACAACAAAUUAUUCAGCAGCAAAUUCAACAACAAAAUCAACAAUUCAAUUCAAUUCAAUCACAAGCUCAACAUCAAUCGAUAAAUUCUGGAAACUUGCAACCAAUCAUAACAUUACCAAUGAUUAUUCAACCAAACCAAAAUGAUGGUUUACAAAUUCCAGUUGAUCAAACACAACAACCAUUAGAUUCACACAUAUAUAAUCAACCAGAAUUACCUGGUCAGUCACGAAAUGACGUUGGUCAUUCAAUACCUGAUCAUCAUCAACAACAACAAGAACAAUCAACAGAACUACCUCAAGAAUAUCAUGAUAGUGAAAUACAACGAACACAACGAAUUCAGAAUGAAGCCAAUUCUCAACAACUCGAUUCAUCGUCACAAUCCGAUCAGUCACAAUCCAAUGUUGAUGAUUUCAUAUUGGUACAACCACCAUCAUCUGAACAGUUUGGAGCAUUACAGAAUGGUCAAAAUCAAUCAUCACAACAGUCACAGCCUGGAAUCGACUCACAACGUCAACUCGAUGCAUCGCCACAAUCCGAUCAGUCACAAUCCAAUGUUGAUGAUUUCAUAUUGGUACAACCACCAUCAUCUGAACAGUUUGGAGCAUUACAGAAUGGUCAAAAUCAAUCAUCACAACAGUCACAGCCUGGAAUCGACUCACAACGUCAACUCGAUGCAUCGCCACAAUCCGAUCAGUCACAAUCCAAUGUUGAUGAUUUCAUAUUGGUACAACCACCAUCAUCUGAACAGUUUCGAGGAUUACAGAAUGGUCAAAAUCAAUCAUCACAACAGUCACAGCCUGGAAUCGACUCACAACGUCAACUCGAUGCAUCGCCACAAUCCGAUCAGUCACAAUCCAAUGUUGAUGAUUUCAUAUUGGUACAACCACCAUCAUCUGAACAGUUUGGAGCAUUACAGAAUGGUCAAAAUCAAUCAUCACAACAGUCACAGCCUGGAAUCGACUCACAACGUCAACUCGAUGCAUCGCCACAAUCCGAUCAGUCACAAUCCAAUGUUGAUGAUUUCAUAUUGGUACAACCACCAUCAUCUGAACAGUUUGGAGCAUUACAGAAUGGUCAAAAUCAAUCAUCACAACAGUCACAGCCUGGAAUCGACUCACAACGUCAACUCGAUGCAUCGCCACAAUCCGAUCAGUCACAAUCCAAUGUUGAUGAUUUCAUAUUGGUACAACCACCAUCAUCUGAACAGUUUGGAGCAUUACAGAAUGGUCAAAAUCAAUCAUCACAACAGUCACAGCCUGGAAUCGACUCACAACGUCAACUCGAUGCAUCGCCACAAUCCGAUCAGUCACAAUCCAAUGUUGAUGGUUUGAUGUUGGUUCAACCACAAUCGUCUGAUCUGUUCCAAGUAUCCGAUCCACCGAUUUCUAAUGUGUCAAAUCCAAUAGUUGAGCAGCAUUCGGAAUUUGACAAUUCAUCCUCUAGUGAACCGACACAGUCACUCGAAUCUCAUCUCUCUCCAGAUUCUCCAUUAUUCAAUCAACAGUACCAGCGACUACAAUAACAACCAUUGGAAGAUUCACAGGUGUAGUCAGACACUCAAAUAUCGAACAAACAACAAACUUUCCACUUAUCAUCUAAUCAAUCACAAUCCACUGUUACUAUUGUUACUAUAUAAUAUCAGUCUGAUUUGCCACAAAGGACCUUCAGUUUUCAACCAUGCAAUCAGCUUUAUAUUUGUGAUGACUUAUGACUGAUCAUUAAUAUCACAUGGCAAAACAACAAUUACAUUAUCG